AUGAGGACUCUUUAUGGAGGUUUUGAUAAGGUAGGUGCCACUAAAGUUGACUUCAAAAACUUCAAGAGAGACUUAAAUAGGUAUAUAGCUGAGUACGAUGCUGACAUGGUUAUCAAACGCCUAAGAAGGAAGAAAGAAUUUAUGACCAAUUUCUCUAUGGAAUACCUAACAACUGCCGAUGGCGUUUUACGUGCGUUGUUCUGGGCCGAUGGUGAUACAAAGAGAAAUUUUCAUAUGUUUGGGGAUGUUGUGUCCUUCGAUGCUACUUAUCUUCAUAACAAGUACAAUAUGAUGUUUGUACCUUUUACCGGCGUUGACAAUCACUAUCGUAAUGUUACCUUGGGUGCUGCUAUAAUAGGUAAUGAAACUGCCGAAACAUAUAGUUGUUUGCUUAACGCAUUUCGGCAGGCAUUUGGGCGCGCACCACCUGUGAUUGUAACUGAUCAAGACCCAGCGAUAAGGAAAGCUAUUCAAGAUACUUGGCCUGAAAGUAGGCACUGGCUUUGCAUGUGGCAUAUAAUGGACAAACUUACUACCAAGGUUGGCGCCAACCUAUGCAAUAGCACCGAUUUUAAGAAGAGGUUGUGUGAUAUUGUUUGGACUGAUGCAUUACUACCAGAACAGUUUGAAACUGAAUGGGGUAUUAUAUUGGCUGAUUUUGAUUUGGUGAAUCAUGAAUGGUUACAGUCAAUUUAUCAGAUUAGGGAUACAUGGAUCCCUGCGUACUAUCGUGAUGAACACAUGUCAGGGCUGAUGCGUACUUCAUCACGUUCGGAGAGUGAGAACCAUUUCUUUGGGCAGUUUUGCAACCCGAACUGUACGCUUGUUGAAUUCUUGGGGCAUUUGACUCUGCAAUUGAAGCCCAAACACACGAGCACAGGAAGAAUGAUCACGAUACUAGGCACACGAACCCAUAUUUGCAAAAGAACAGCCAUUCACAAGUGUGGUAUUGGAAAAUGGGAUGAUAGAGAGGAUAACUUUGUGAACUUCUCUGUGAAAGACUUUUCUCAAAUGUGUACUACAUUUUUUCAGGUUAUGAUGCGGCAACUAGACAUGACCAUGAGUGGUUCAUGCAAUAGGUAUAAACAGUUUGGGCUUUUGUGUGCGCACAUUUUUUGCGUUUUGCGGUUUCUUGAUAUCAGGCAGUUCCCUGAAAGGGACCAUGUUGUCCAGUAUCAAUCGACGGCUGAUCAGGCAGUCGUAAACGCACCCCCUAGGAGUCGUCGCGAUAGGUUUGCUGAAAUAACUGGAUACACCCAAGAAACACCUGUAACUGUUUGCAUGCCGAAAACCAUUAGAUUUAAAGGUAUGGGUAAGCCUUCCAGAAUGAAGAGUAAUCGUGAAAUUGCCAUUAUUCAAUAUGUCAAGAAAAACAAGGGUCGUGAAUGUAGCAAUUGCAAACGUCGGGGGCAUAAUAUACGUACCUGCUCGUACCCGGCAAGGGAAAAGAAUGACGACUCCUCAGAAAGUGAUGAAGCGGCGGUUGAAGGAGAUGACGAUGAGGAGCUAGAAGAUGCGGCAGGUGAAGGAGAUGACGAAGAGGAGCUAGAAGAUGAAGAGCAGGAGUAG
Messenger RNA from Helianthus annuus (common sunflower), 1569 nucleotides. RefSeq names its product protein FAR1-RELATED SEQUENCE 5-like. Gene Ontology annotation, biological process: regulation of DNA-templated transcription. Bases 1 to 1569 code for a protein of 522 amino acids. The record is from RefSeq and is a predicted model, not a curated record. NCBI's taxonomy places the organism in Eukaryota, Viridiplantae, Streptophyta, Magnoliopsida, Asterales, Asteraceae. The transcript is spliced from 6 exons.